GUCCAAUACAAGUACAGAGUAACAUCAGUACAUGACAUUUACUAGGAGUAGGUAUAUUGACGUCGUUCUGUACAUUUGAUUGGCUUCGCCAAUAACCCCAACGCGCCUGCCUUGGAAGAGAGGGGUUGGGCAGUGACCCAGACUGCCAUACUCUGGAGCGGACUUGCUGCUUCUUCUUGGUUAUCCUUUCCUCGACUGGUUAUUGCUCCUCAGCCUUAACCAGUUACUAAGCUCCUUAGGAACAAAAUGUCACUCUCAGGGUCGCCCCCAAGGCCACUAUCAGCUGGUAACGACAUUUCUACAAAGGCACACCAAGGGUCUGUGUCUUCGAAUCAAGCAGAACAAAAGCAACCCGAAAGACUAGUGGAAGUGCGCAUUUCAUUGUUCCUGCGAGACAAGACUGAAUACCAAAUAAUCCCAUUCGACGAGGAUAGGGAGAAGAAAAUCAGAUAUGAAAUCGAUGAAUUUAGUCGACAUUUCUUCGGACCACCACGUACCGCCCCUCCGAGUCUUUCUCCUGAGCCGAAAUCCUUAGCCACCGUCAACUGCGCACGCUACUACGAAGAUCUAGUUGCAGAUCCUACCGAGUUUGCUUAUCACUGGGAGAAUAAAGUUGUCCCCCACCUAAUACAAUCCAUCUUGAAGCACUCAGAUGUAUUGUCUGUGGAUGUGGUUCGGGCAUCGACGGAGGAUAAGACAAAUGUUAUUUUCCUAACCCGGUCGAAGUUAGCCGAUUCUCGAAAGAAUGCUCUGCGGGCUAUCGUCCAGGAAGCAUUACCGGAAUCCCUUGGGAAUACCCUCAACUUCUAUUUCCCUCAAGGAACCAUCAUGGCUGCCCAAAGGCCACCUGAUGACCUCUUCUGCGAAGCCAAGAACCCCUUCUGGCAUCAAAAGCCAAUGAUGGGAGAUUCCGUAGGUGUCAGCUGUGAAGGCAGUGACUACGAAGAGGCUGGUGGAACUCUAGGUCUGCUUCUCCAGAUUGACGAGAAAGGGUAUUGGGUAGUGAACUGUCACAUCCUUCCUGAUACUGUUGGUAGUUUGGAUCCUGAUAAGAUCAAACUUCGUCAGCCAUCGGUUCCAGAUUAUACGGAUUAUAUGGAUACCUACGAGCCACAGCAUAGGCCAGGCUUCAACUUUCUUGGGACCCCUACGUCUCGGUCUGGGGAGCCGUAUAUGACAACACGAAAAUCCCUACACCCAUUCAGCGAGAAAGAUGUACAUUACGUUGUCACAGACUGGGCCGCAUUUGAAGCCCAAGGUAUACAUAAUAAUCAGAUGAGGAUUACCGAUAGGGAAGAUGCCGAGAAUAAUUACAUCCGCAGCAGCUCCCGUGUUGUUCCAGGGGCGAGAGUGAAGGUUUCUGGUAGGACUAGUGGUUCGACUAAAGCCUCCAUCUCCCUUGUCCCCUCCAUCGUCCUCUCUGGAUCGGAGAACUUCAUGCAACGAGAUGACGGUUUUUUUCUCGUCAAGCAUGGCAAUGGUACCGAGAUGGUGACACGAGAAUGGGCGAUAUGUCACGCGUAUGAGCGGAGCUACGAGACUUUCGUUACGGAUGGUGCUGGUGCUCCGGGAGACUCUGGCUCUCCCAUCAUCGAUGCCGGCAACCAAAAAUACUACGGCCUUUUGUGGGGCAGAAACGAGUACUCUAACUGCGAAAUCAUCGACGGUGCCAACCAGCUGCAAGGGACUGAGCACAUCCCUCGCAUCUCCUAUUUUACUGCGUGUGACGAUCUCUUCGACGACAUCCAAGAGAAAAUGGGCUCUCAGCAACGUCCGAAGCUCCCGAAUAUCGCAGAAAUCCGCCGUCCAUCUGGCCCUCGACGCUCGAGUGCGGCGAUUCAUUCUAAGCCCAAGCGGUCGAUACCGGAGUCGAUCCGGAAUAUGCUCUCCGUUGCUUCCUCGCCAACAAACACUGUGCUUCACGCACCCACAGCACUCCCCGUUCGUGCCGUCUAGUGUAUGGUUGAUGGAAGAGGAUUUCAGCGUUGUUAGUUUCGUCAAUACCCAAGUGCAUUUAGGUUGGUUAAGGAAGGUAGUUUGAA
Annulohypoxylon maeteangense is the source of this 2042-nucleotide messenger RNA. RefSeq lists its product as uncharacterized. The coding region runs from base 247 to 1956 and encodes 569 amino acids. Lineage: Eukaryota; Fungi; Ascomycota; Sordariomycetes; Xylariales; Hypoxylaceae. The transcript is spliced from 2 exons. The record is from RefSeq and is a predicted model, not a curated record.